This is a messenger RNA of Bemisia tabaci, 5651 nucleotides long. RefSeq names its product RRM_RCAN_like domain containing protein Sra (gene sra). The record is from RefSeq and is a predicted model, not a curated record. Gene Ontology annotation, cellular component: cytoplasm; nucleus. Gene Ontology annotation, molecular function: nucleic acid binding; calcium-dependent protein serine/threonine phosphatase regulator activity. Gene Ontology annotation, biological process: calcium-mediated signaling. Lineage: Eukaryota; Metazoa; Arthropoda; Insecta; Hemiptera; Aleyrodidae.
UGAUAACACAUAAAAAUUUUCAGCAAUUUCGGAUCCUGAAGUGUCGUGUGAUCGUGUUACAAACUACCAUCCUUCGUGUUUUUUUUUAAAUCUUUCGUAGUAAUCAUCUGGAAUCUUUUUCAGGGUUCCACGCGUUGGAAGUGCAUCUGAUCAUACAGAAUAUUUGGAUUUCACAAUAUAAUCGAACUGUUAUCAGUGUCCUGACCGUGCACAUCCCAGCUGAUCACAGAAAUCAUGUUGAUCUUUUCCAAUUACCAGAAUUUCCAUUUGGAGUAUAGCUUUAGUUUUUAAGCGUGACAAACACACAAACAUUAUCCCGACCUUAUUUCUUUGAGGUAGUUCACGGAGCUGUGAUCUUCUAACUUUCUCAAACCUGACCAUGGAAGAGGGUAAAAUGGUCAUCGAUGUCGACGAGGCAUUAGAUGAAGAAAACAUGAUUAUCAACGAAACAGAUGGAUUACCUAGUUUAAAUCAUUACAAGUCUGAAACAGAGUAUGCCCAAAGCAGAGAACCAUCAACUGUUGAAGAGCUCUUAAAUGAUGAAGAUUUGCCCACAUCUUUAAUUGUAACGAAUCUAUCGAGCGAUGUAUUUAAGUCUGAUACUUUGAAGCAAAAAAUUGAAGAAAUAUUCACUAGGUUCGGUGAGCCUGUUUCAUUUCACUAUUUCCGAAGUUUCCGGCGCAUGCGAGUGGAUUAUGGUUGCUCAGCAGCUGCUGCGAAAGCCCGCAUUCAUCUGCAUCAGACACGUUUCGGCGAUAACAUCAUCAAUUGUUACUUUGCUCAGCCUGUGACACCCAUUGAUGUAGCUGACCGGCAUUUACAACUACCAGCACCCGUAAAGCAGUUCCUAAUUUCUCCCCCUGCAUCUCCGCCUUUGGGUUGGGAACCAAGAGAAGAAAAUGAGCCGCUAGUUAAUUAUGAUCUAAUAGCUGCAAUUGCAAAUUUAACACCUGGUAAAAUGCAUGAGCUUCAUGCUGCGUCAAGUACGCAGCCAGGUAUUGUUGUUCAUGUGUGCGAAGAUGGUUUGAGUUCUCAAGCCACUGAUAAGCAGCGAAAACCGCAAAUCCUUCCUACAAGUUGUCCGAAAUACAACUGAGAAUCUCUCAUCUUUUGUUUCCUGCUCCGUGUCUAGUGUUUUUCAAUUUUACCUCUGUUGAAUGUGUGCUUCUAGGAAGCAUUAUCCCCUAUUUUUGUACCCUUACUUUAAUGGCAAUUUUUGAAGCUCAUUGUUGGUCCAAUUCUGGAAUUCUGGUCUGUUUCAUUGUUAGAAUUGGAGCCCUUGAGCUUUUUAGAAAUAGGAAGACAAUGAGGAUUUGAUUUUUCUUCGGGACUAAUCUCUUCAUGAACACAACUAAGAAAGCGUUCAUGAAUUACGCAAUGCUCUUUUAUGGCAUUUUUGACCCCCCCCCCCUCCUUCCAUGUAAUGCUUUUGUGACAUAGGUUCCUAUCUUUAAAAAUGUAGAAACAAAAUGGCGUAAUGCUCUCUUUGAUUUCCCCUCCCCCUAGAGCAUUACGUAAUUUAUAAAUGGCCUCUAAAAAAGUAGCAGAAAGUAUUUUAGAUGGAAUGGAAGGAUAUUAAUUGAGUUCCGAUUGGCUGAAAUUUAGUCAAUUUGGUUGACUGGGAGAAAAUCAUUUUUACUACCAUUCCUUUCAAAAGUGUAAUUUGAUUCUCAAAGUUACAUGUAUUUUUCUAAGUUCUCACUCUUUUACUUGAAUAAGUAUAAGGCAGUUGGCGCUGGCUUAUCAUAGAAACAGUUUAAAAUUGCUCAGCAGAAAGGUUCCAUUGUCGAUCUCUCACGCAAGUUGGAAAAAUGGAUACUAUGUGACAAUGCUGAUACAUAGUAAAGAGUGACAAUCAUUUGGAUGAAGAAUACUUCGUGUAGUCAACAAAAUCACUAAAAUCAAAUGAUGAAGAAAAAGUUUUUGAAGAGGAUUCUGUUUUGUCUCAGUGCCAUGAGUGGGGUAUGAUGACAGGCAGAGAGAACUUAAUCAUUGUCAACAUGUGUCAACUAAUUUCAAAUUGACCAGCCUUAAUUGAAGUGUCAUUUAAAUUGUAAAACAUGAUAAUAGAACUUACCUAUGUGAAGGGAGUCUAUCCACACAGAAAGUUCCGAAGAAUCUGUUUCAUGGAAAGUCAUUCUCCAUGUAUAAAAGUGUUUGAGCAGCCAAAACUAGCUCUCAACAAUCCUAAAAUCUAAUCCAUCAUGCAAGCAAAUUAUAUCUCUCAUUGCAAGCACCUGUUUCAUCCAAUUCUAAAUAGAUGUCAGUCGGAAUUGAUUACUGCCGGUAAUGAAUUUCGAGUCAUUGGUAUUUAAAAUAAAGAUAAUAAAUUAAAAAAAUUGCUGCAACAAAGAAUAUAUUAUUUUUCUCAUUGACUUCAUUUAUAGAAGGUUUCGCACCAUAUCCAUUGGCUAAUUAUGUAUUUUAAGAGAUUAUAUCUCUAUGAUUUAUGAAUUUAAAGAAACAGCUAGUGCCAGAUUAUGAUACUGAUUGUGAGUAGAGGCAAGACUUCUCAGUCUGUGCUGCAUGGAGUUUAAAUAGUUUUGAAAGUUCUAGAUUUAGUUUCAAAAAGUUGGAACCUAGGUCUAAAUUAAUUUUGACUGACUUUCUGCUCUCUCAAAAGUUUUGAAAGCACUUUUUUUACAUUUUUUAUUUUCAUUUUUUUUUUAAAUUUUUUUUCUCCUUUUCUUUUUCUAUUUUUUGUUGCAAGGCAGCAGAAUCUCAGUCUUAAUUCCUACGAAUGGCUGUUCCCACAAUAUGCUUCUGAUUUUUUUUAUUUGAUUUAUUUUUAUUAUUUCAUUUCAUUUUCAUUUUGGUUUUAUUUUCUUAUUUUUUAUUUGAUCUUUUUAUCUCCUGUAUUCAUGUUAUUUUCCAUAUCAGAAAUCUAACAUUUGAGCCACUGUCAUUCUAUGUAUCUUUUUUGCCUUUAGUAUCAACCUAAAUGUAUCUUUGUGAGAUGUACAACCAGUUCUGUAUUCCUUUACAUUAACGAAGUAUUUUUCAAACUUUCAAAAAGUAGUAAAACAUUUAAGAUGUAAACAAUGUGAUAUACUUUACGGUUAAUCCAGAACAAUUGCUGCAUAGUCACAGAUCUGCAUCACUUUUGGUACUGUCAUGGACCAAUAGCGGGAUUAAGUGUAUGUUGAAGUAACCUUUGAUCAUUGAUUUAGUAAAGGUUACUGGAUUACAGAAUACUUUCAUAACAAGUGGAAGCCUUCUAUUUUUUUCAAAGAUAUUCUUUAAAAGUUCUCAAUUAAAUAGCAGGAUAUUGCAAGAUGUAGUACAGCAGUGAGUUCUUCUCUUCUUAGGGUUUAUACCCUAAUAGAUAUUCUGUCAACUCCUCAUUAAAUUUUUACAUAUUGUAAUGCGCUUUGGAUCACUGCCCCUUGCCCUGCGGGGAAAGAGGGUUUUUUCUGAGGGCAAUAAUAACAACGAAUAUGGUUAAGCAAUACAUUGUUUUUAAUGGCUUGUAUUUAGUAUGUUGACCUGAAUGGCUUUGUUUUGUUAAAAAAGGAUUAAUGGCCUUAUCAUGCAAAAGUAGGAUUUCAUUUCGGCAGAGAAACUACUGUCCUUCUUCACAGUUGUAAUUGCUCCAUAGUUGUCCAUAUCCUUAGUUUCUGAGCAUUCUAAAGAGUGAACGACUUACAUUUAGACAAAAGUCAUCUCGAUGUAUGCAAAGCCAUGGGUGGUUUUUCCAGAGAGUGUCACAUUUAGGUAAAAUUUAAUUUCUUCAACAUGUUUUUGUCUCACUAUAAUUUUGAGUGCUUGUAAAAACUGAGCUUUAUUAAGUUAAAUAGAAACAUAGGUUUCUUGAAAACUUAGAGGUAUCUCCUCGUUGAGGAAAGAACCCAAAAAAAAUUAGAAUUUCUGAACCUAACUUUUUCUGACUUUAGUUUGCUUGGGUGCCUCCAUCUUAAGAUUAUUCAAAAUCAGUUACUUUUUCCAAACAGCAAGUUUACCCAGGACAUCCUCUGUGCAGUCUGACUCAUGUUGCAGUUCAUAAACAUUGUUAAUGAUGAUUGUGGUAAGAUAGAUAAUGCAAGUUUCUAGAUUUUAAGUCCCUGUUGUGUUGAAAAGUGUCCCCAUUUUUUCUCAACUGUUCAUCUCCCUCUACCUCAUAACCCUGGUUUCCUCUCAAUCUGAGGUUUUGUAAUUACUUUGAACUUUUUCUGUUAUAAAUUUCUGGCUCAAGUAAACCGAUUAAAUGAAAGAUUUUUCCGCCCAUUUUUAAUUUGGAAAUGUCCAUUCAAUUCAAUAAAAUUGCGUUUAAACUAUAGUGUAACAGUAUCAGAGUGACAUUCAUAAACCUACAAUGCUAUUGAAUAGCCAAAUCUCUUUAAUAGAUCAGAAUAUGAAGCCUCUUUCUUCCAUCUGGCUCACAACUGUUCAGCCACUUUGUGAGUCUUAUCCUUUUAAAUUGAGUUAGUUGCAAGCAAGUCAUACUUACCUAUAACGUUUGGUGUAUGGUUCAAUGUAGGUAUUCUUGGUACAGUUUUUGAAUUUCAUACAGUAGGAUUAAAUCAUAGUUUAGAUAGAUUUUUUAAAAAAAAAAUUGCAUUAUGUGGAGAAAUAGUGGAAAAUAGAAGUAUGCACAAGAACCUGUAAAAAAGCCAUUUGUCAAUUGGAGGUACCCGAGUGUCAUUUGUAUUGUUUUUGAACUCUCAAUUACAUGUUUGUUUUUUAUUUUGUAUUUAUAUUUCUUAAUCUUUUCUUAUUGUUUUCAUUAAAUUUUGUAGUCAAUUAUUAUUUUUUCUUGGUUUAUAAUGAAGUUUCUACCUUUUUUUUUUGGAAUACAAUUGUUUUUAAGUUUUCCUUCCUUUAAAAUAAGUUAAUUAUCUCUUACAUUUUCAAAAUUUUAUUUUUGCCGUGACUGAAUUUUAUCAAGGUAGAUUUUCGAAAAGACAUGGGAGAAAUAAGGUUUUCUUUUUGCCUCAACUAGCCGCUCCUUUCUGUUGCGUUUAUCAUCCUGCAGUUCAAGAGACUUUUUUUUUCUUGCAUUAAAAUAUAAGUUUGAGGUACCCACUCUAAAAUAUACUAAUGAAAGUUAGGUACUUAUUGGAUAAUUUCUCUGUAAUUGUAUUUUUGUAAAACUGAAUUCAGUCUUGGAAUAUUCCAUCUCUAAUAAUAAUCUCUAGUUGUGAAGAAAAAUUUAGAAAUAGAAAUUUUCAUUUUUCAAUGCAUUGCUUUGUUCCAUGAGAAAAUCGCGAUUUGAUUUUAAAUUCUAAAUUCUAUCUCUUAGUUAUUUUUUUUGAGAAUCUGAGUGAUUGUAUUUAAGGGUUACUUCAAUUUUUUUUAAAAUUUGUUGAAAUUUCUGACUGAAUGAACUGAAAUACAAUCACAAGACACAUGACACUCGAGCAUGUGGUUUAAGUUUUUGUAAAAAGUUAAGGGAAAGUUUCUCCCGGAAAAUAAGGUCUCAAUUCUCAUUUCACCGAUUCGGUCACGUUUUCAACAAAUUUUGAUCUGUUUACUUGACUCAAUAGCUGUUAUAUGUAUGGAAAGUCUAUCUAUGCUCCACAGUAAAUUAGCUUGCUGGAAAAUGCAUCUCUGAUAAAAAUCUAACUUUCAUUCGUAGGUCUGAAACAUAUAUUUUAAGAAUGUUUUUGUCAUCUGCAUUUGAAUUGAAAUAUAUACCAAAAGUAUUUCUUUAA